UCUACAGUAAGUGAGCACUGCGUUUAAUAAAAAAUAAUGUACCUACUGCCUGCCUCAUGGCCGUUUAUAUUUUUUGGCUCAGGCUGAUUACUAUUCAAAAUAAAUAUACAUCAGUUUUAAUUUUUGAUUCAUAAUGGCUGUAGCUGCACUGCUGAAAAUCUAUUAUAUGUUAGUCAAUUAAUUGAACAUCAAUUGAAAUUAAACCAUUAACAAGGAAGUUAUUAAGUCAUUGCUUCUGUCUAUUGUUGAAUUCAUUAGUGAAAAGGAAAAUGUUCUAUCGAAUACAAGUAGAAAAUACAAUACCGAAGCGAAACUUCUAUUCUAGUGAAAUAAUAAAAACCUUUGCAGCAGACGUAUCAUACAAAGAUGUCUUCCACGAAACUCCAAAAACUAGAUGAAAUUAUAUCCAAUUACAUAGAAAAAGAUAAAGAUAUAAUAGAUAUGCAAGUUAGUAACCUAACAAAUCCAGGCGAUAACUGGGGAAGCCAGAUAUACAAGGUGGAUCUCAAACUGAAAACAAAAACCACCGAAUCAGAAGAGCUAUAUUUGGUAGCCAAGCAAAUUCCAAAUUCCGAAUAUUAUCAACAAGUUUUCAAUGUACAAGUAACGUUUAAUCAAGAAAAAGAAUUUUAUAAAACAGUAGUACCGACACUGCAUGAUUUUCAACGAAAAAUGGGGACGAAGAUUCUAGAUGCCUUUCCAAAAUUCUACGGAGCUAGAAAUAGCUUGAAUUGUGAAAAUGGAAAAGUAGAUAAAGAUGGUUUGAUAGUAGUGGAGAAUUUAAAAAUUAAAGGUUAUAAAAAUCUGGAUCGAUUUGUUGGUUUCGACUUAUCCACGAGCAGAACCAUUCUAAAAACUCUGGCGCAGUUUCACGCGAUACCUCUGGCAAUCAAAUUAAAAGAACCCGAAGUUUUUGAGCAAAAAAUCAAACCACAUCUCAGCUGCUUCUUACCAAAAUUACCAAAAGUCAAUUUAUCAAGCGAAACUGCGGAGUUGGUCAAGCUUUUAGAGGAAUCAGAAGAGUGCAGACAUUUGACGGGUGUUUUAGAAAAAUCAAUCGAAUAUUUUUUACUGUUUCCGGAAAUUUAUAGAGAACCGUUCUCUACCGUAGUACAUAGGGACUUUUGGGUGAACAAUAUCAUGGUAAAUUCCAAAAACGACGUAAAAAUUGUUGAUUUCCAAAUGUAUACUUACGAUUCCCCUAUUGUCGAUUUAUUUUUCUUUUUAUUCACCAGUGUACAAACUGAGGUUUUAAAAGAAAAUUUGGAUAAUUUACUUCACUUUUACCAUGAAAAUUUCAUUCAAACUUUGGUCGACCAUAAGUGUCAGACAGAAGCGUUUUCUUACGAAAAAUUUUUAGACGAAAUAUCUGCUUGCGGUAAAUAUGAAUUCGGAAGAGUAAUGUUUAUGCUUUGCCUUGUUGUAAGGGGUCCUAAAGAAUUUUCGUUAGAUCAGGAUAAUACUUCAGAUACUCCUAAAUUGAAUACGAAGCAUCUGACUACUGACGAUAAGGAUAGGGUGUUUUGGUUUGCACAAGAGUGUUACAGAAGGGGAUGGUUAAAUUUCUAGGUCAAUUUAUAUUUAUGAAAACACAUGUAAUAUUACUGCACAACGUGUUCAUUAAAUUCUUUUUUUAGACUUCAAAGUCGGAAAAAUUUUUUUACGCAAGAGUAUUUUCGUUUCACUGGUGGGUGUAGAUUAAUUACUAUUUAAAAUAAAUUAAAACCAUUUAAAACUAAGUCAAACGAUUGAAAACGAUUUAAAACGAUUUAAAACGAUUUAAAAC
Molecule: messenger RNA, 1786 nt
Organism: Psylliodes chrysocephalus
Lineage: Eukaryota; Metazoa; Arthropoda; Insecta; Coleoptera; Chrysomelidae
Source: the annotation of a GenBank genome assembly